Sardina pilchardus (European sardine) is the source of this 320-nucleotide messenger RNA. It is a transcript of the gene gnrh3, whose product is annotated as gonadotropin-releasing hormone 3. Gene Ontology annotation, cellular component: extracellular region. NCBI's taxonomy places the organism in Eukaryota, Metazoa, Chordata, Actinopteri, Clupeiformes, Clupeidae. The transcript has 3 exons. The record is from RefSeq and is a predicted model, not a curated record. The coding region runs from base 1 to 270 and encodes 89 amino acids. Gene Ontology annotation, molecular function: gonadotropin hormone-releasing hormone activity; gonadotropin-releasing hormone receptor binding. Gene Ontology annotation, biological process: multicellular organism development.
AUGGAGCGAGAUAGGCUGCUGGUCGUGCUGAUGCUAGUGUGUGUGUGUGAGAUGUGUGUGUGUCAGCACUGGUCAUACGGCUGGCUCCCAGGAGGCAAGCGCAGCAUAGGAGGGGAACUGGAGGCCACAUUCAGGAUGAUGAACGGGGGCGACACAAUUACUCCUCUAGCAGAUGAGAAAUUACAACCCUAUGAUGUCGUCAACGAUGAAUUGGAGGAGAAUGUUGUGAGAAGAGGUCGAGGACCAUUCAGAAGAGUACUCCUAGACUAAUGGACAUGUGCACACACACACACACGCACGCACACACACGCACACGCACA